This is a messenger RNA of Misgurnus anguillicaudatus (oriental weatherfish), 3290 nucleotides long. RefSeq names its product proteinase-activated receptor 1-like. Gene Ontology annotation, molecular function: thrombin-activated receptor activity. Gene Ontology annotation, biological process: phospholipase C-activating G protein-coupled receptor signaling pathway; blood coagulation; thrombin-activated receptor signaling pathway. The record is from RefSeq and is a predicted model, not a curated record. Lineage: Eukaryota; Metazoa; Chordata; Actinopteri; Cypriniformes; Cobitidae. Gene Ontology annotation, cellular component: plasma membrane.
AUCAUUCAUAGGUAAAUGUGAUAUUGAUGUUGUACUGCUGUUUAUUUACAGGGGAAAAAAUUCUCCAAAAACAAACGUUAAGCUUCACCUUAUUUUCUCCUAUAAUGGAAAAGCUCAACACUACACAUCCGUAUAACAGCACUGAUCUGGGUGCAGAUAAAUUAAUCAACACUACACAGAACGUGGUGACAUACUCCAUCUCAAAGAAAGCUGUGCUCUUCCUCAAAGGCCUGCUGGUCACACGUAUCAUGCCCUCUUUCUACAUCCUCCUCUUCCUCAUUAGUUUGCCCUUAAACGCAUUGGCCCUGGUGACGUUCACCUGUAAGAUUAAAGAAAAGAAACCGGCUGUGAUUUACAUGUCAAACCUGGCGUGUGUGGAUCUGCUCUUCACCCUGCUGCUUCCUUUGAAGAUCCACUAUCAUCUGAACGGAUCUGAUUGGGUGUUUGGUGAGGUGGCGUGUCGCGUGUUAAGCGCUGCUUUCUACUGCUACAUGUACUGCUCCAUACUGCUGAUGAUGUGUAUAAGUGUGGACAGACUGCUGGCUGUGGUUUUCCCCAUCGCCUCUCUGGCCUGGAGGACAACGAGGAAUUCUGCUUACGUUUGUGUGUUGGUCUGGUUGCUGGCACUCGCUGGUACAGUGCCACUUCUCUCUAUAACGCAAACAUUGGACAUCAAACAUGUGGGCAUGACCUGCCAUGAUACAUUGCGUCAUGGAGACAAUAAAGAUCAGAUGUACAUGCACCUGUUCUCCAUUCUGUCCUGUCUUUACAUCUUCCUGCCGCUGGUCAUCACUUUGGCGUGUUACUCUAGAAUUAUAUAUGCACUCAGUGUUAAAUCUGGUCGUUUAGCAACAUCAUCAUCAACCUCAAAUAAACGAAUAAGAGCCGUGAUUAUGACUAUUGCCACAAUGAUAGAGUUUGUGGUUUGUUUUGCAGCAAGUAAUGCAAUCUUGUUGUAUCACUGUGUUGUUUUGAUCACAGGAGGCACCAGAGGAGAGGGAAACGCAUCAUAUAUGGCUUACAUGUUAGCUGUGUGUGCAGGGAGCUCAAGUGUUUUUCUGGAUCCUCUGCUGUAUUAUUAUGGGUCGUCUCAGUGCAGACAGCAGAUCAGAUCUGUGUUUUGGUGGAAGAAAACAAAAAGAGCUACAAAGUUAUCAAACACUCCUGAGCUGUGCAUAUAAAGAGAACUGUGUUGAUGUGUGAAGCGCUGAUUAAACACAUAGUUUGCAUUAUUUAUUUCAUAAUUGGACGUUAAUUUAGUAUAUGCUACAUGUAAUCCUCUUUGUAAUGAAUGCUGGCUUCAUGAUAACACAAGCAUCUAAAAGUUAAACAACUAAGCAACUUAUAAUGUGUGCGUACCCUGUAAAACAAGGUCUAUAAAAUAUAAAGCAUGUUCAGUUAUUAUGCUCAAUGUCAGAAAUAUUCAAAUUGUGUAAAUUAAAGAAUAUUUUAGGAUGUAUUCAUUUAAAUCAAAUACAUAUAUCACAAAAUGUAAUUGCCUACGUUAAGCAACAUUAAAGAAUAAUGUUAAAAAACAUAUCAUCCCUAACUGUUGUUGUUGUUGUUAAAUAAAUUUCACAUCAAUAUUUGGUUUCAUGUCACUGAAAAAUAAGUCUUUACUGUCCUAAUGUGUACAUCCACAAGUUCCCAAAAUUAUGAUGUAGGCCUACAGCAUCUCUCUUGCCUGCCAGCAGGGCGUACCACUAAGUGUGUGACAACACAUGAAAACUACAAAAAGGAUGGCUUAAGGGUGAGUAAAACAUGUGCUAAUUUUCAGUGUAGGAUCCAUUAUACAGUAUGCUGUUACGACACGCGAUUUUAGACGCAAAGAUCAUGUCCAAAUGAAAGGGUGCGUCAUAUCCUCUGUAUAAGGAGGGGGCAGGCGAUAUAGAUGAGGUGGGGGCUUGGCAAUAGAUGUGUAUCCACCGAGAGGCAACCUUCCGAUCUCUCUGAUGAAGCCAAUACGGAAGUGAUUUAAACUGCAAUACAUCGACUGGCCGCUAGAGGCUGGCGCCAAAAGGGAGUAAAUUUCCAAAGACCUCUGUGUUAAAAUGCCCAACUUUACAGUAGAAAAUAAUAUGUUUACGGCCUGGUAUAAAAAUUGUUUUGGGUCUGUAUAGCUAAUUUUGCCCUUCAUGACAGCAUUAAAUCUUCAAAAUAUAUGGUCAUGCGGCACAUCGUUGGAAAGCUUAGACUUUGGAGAUUCCAUUAAGCGCACACACAAAGCAUAAUAUGAUUUUUAGCAGUCAUAAAACUGUAAUCUAGUUAUUAGUUACCUGAACCGGGCGGCGCCGAUUUUGGAUAUUUACUUACCUUCAAAAUCUUCCCUUUAUCUGCUUCGGUGAAAUUGUCCAAAACAAAUUGUUCAUAAAUCCCCAAAAGUCCAAGGAAAUGGAAUAUCCAAGCCUUUUAAUCCAAAACGAUUUGUUCAUCUCACAAUCUUGACGUUUCUGACCAAAUUACGAUAUAAAUAGUGUAUACAAUUAGUUCACUAACGGACAUUCGUUCGAAUCUCACUUUAUUCACAAUUUAUAAUGAAUAUAUUCGGAUGUCAUGUUUAUUGUGCAACGUCUGAGGAACAAAUACGCCCCCUUGUGGAUUUUCAGCCAUUCCAUAAGAGGUUAAUCAAAAACGCAAAUCUCCUCCACUUCUCAAAACAAUCUCUCUUUACUUCUGGUCAAAUAUAUGGCAGGUGGGCGGUGUCCAGGAGAAGAUCGCUGCGAUUAGCAAUUAGCAACACGGCCAACCUGAUCUCACGAAUGUCCGUGGCAUAGUCACGGAAUUUUGUGCUCUUUUUUCCGUGGCAUUCUCACGGAUCUCCGCAUUUUUCCGUGGCCCUGCUACGGACUGUCUUUUUCCAUGGCAUUCUCACGGAUUGGUUACUCAACUGUUUUGUCCAAACGAUCCAAUCAGAUCUCGAUAGACAAAUUCAAAACCAGCCCUGCCUUAUUUCAUUUCAGAUGUCGAUUUCACUCGGAUAUACGUCACCACGUGGAAAAUAAGGCAAUCGCUACUUCCGUUUCAUGGCGACUUUAAAGUUCUGCAUAAUUAAGGGCGUGGCCACUUGAGUGGCAGUUGAACAGCCACUGCCGUCUCUAGAGUUGAGCUAGGCGGGGCGUGGUUUCAGCAACCAGUCACCUCAGCUUCACCCACGUCCUCCUCUUUACCCAUUUUCGGAUAUCCGCGAGUGAUGCAUGGUGACUCGCGGCCAAGAUGGCGACGGCAGGCACCGCCUACUUUAAGCUUAAAAAACGAUCUUCAGAAACCUAUGGGUGACGUCACGGACACUA